ACUAUACACCUCUCUCUCUCAUCCCUCUUUCUCUCUCUAGCCACUCUCCAUCUUCCUCCUCACAUAGACACCAAUUUUGAUUGGUUUUUUUUGGUGAUCUAGGGUUCAAUUUGAUGACAUGGAUGGGAAAUGGAGAAAAAAAGAAAGUUCAUCAUCAUCAUCAUCAUUUGUUAGAAGUUUUUCAACAAAGAGUACAUCUUCAAAAUCACCAUUAUUAAGAAGCUCUUCAGUCAAAGUAUCUUCUUCUCCAAGUAAUAGUAAUCUUUCAAGAAGUUGCUCUCAAAAAAACCCUUCUAUUUCAAGAAAAUGUAGUAGCUUAGCCAAGGAGCAAAAGGCAAGAUUUUAUAUCAUGAGAAGAUGUGUUGCUAUGCUUGUUUGUUGGCAUAAACAUGGCGAUUCUUGAUAAUAAAUUUUGCGUUUUUGUUUUUUUAGAGAUCGAUGGAUGAAAUUUUAGAUAUUUUUUUACAUUUUUUACAAUUUUUUUUCUUGUUUUCUUUGUUAGCUUCAGUUUGUAAUUACAUUUUGUAGAGGGCUACAAUUGUAAGAAAGUGAUCAUUAAUUUUUGAAGAUAGAAAUCCAAUAUCAUAGCUUAAAAAAAUAGCUACAUUAUUCUUUA
Mercurialis annua (annual mercury) is the source of this 616-nucleotide messenger RNA. Its product is annotated as small polypeptide DEVIL 13-like. NCBI's taxonomy places the organism in Eukaryota, Viridiplantae, Streptophyta, Magnoliopsida, Malpighiales, Euphorbiaceae. The transcript has a single exon. The record is from RefSeq and is a predicted model, not a curated record. Bases 119 to 403 code for a protein of 94 amino acids. Gene Ontology annotation, biological process: negative regulation of cell population proliferation.